AAGUCCUCCCUUUCCAGAACUCAAACGAAUCCACUGCGUCCUGACCCGAAAGGGGUCUCGUUCAAAAAAAUAAAAUAAACAAAAAUAAAUCUCUCGAUGUCUUUAACUUUCUCAUACUUUUCUAUAAAAAGAAGAGGCAGUUCCUAGCACCGCCAUCCGUUCUGAUCCCUUCCACUUUGGAUUGCGGAGACCAGAAUGGACAACUAGGUCAAGAUGUUAGAGAAUGGAGUUUGCAAUGGGGAAAAGCGUUCUUUGUUGAAUCCUUCAGCUAUGUUGGAAGAUACUCAUCCGGUCGAUAUGGAUCUGGGGCUACCUGCCAUAUUGACUUGGCAAAGAAAGCUAGACGACGAGGAGCGUAGUUUCUCUGAGUUUUCCAUGACUAUGAAAGAGAUGUUAUACAUGGGUCCCUUUAUUUUCCAAUUGUGCCUUAACUAUCUUAGAGAAUCUGCAAGAGGACGGGCUGCAACAUUUAACCCCUUCAAGAAACUCUUAGCUGUGUCUUCUCAUGGCGUUCCCUUAGGUGGCAUUGGUGCAGGAAGUAUAGGAAGAAGCUACAAAGGUUAUUUUCAACAUUGGCAAUUGUUCCCUGAAAUAUGUGACGAGAGCCCUGUCUUAGCAAAUCAGUUUUCAGUUUUUGUUUCACGCCCUGAUGGCAAGAAGUAUUCUACUGUCUUGUCACCCAGAAGCCCAGAUAUUCCUAAAGGAAGUACCCAUCCUGGAAUUGAAUCAUGGGACUGGAAUCUGAAUGGAAAAAGUUCAUCAUAUCAUGCUUUGUAUCCAAGAUCAUGGACAGUGUAUGAUGGUGAACCUGACCCAGAAAUCAAAAUUACAUGCCGCCAGAUUUCACCUUUUAUUCCCCACAAUUAUCAGCAGAGCAGCCUCCCAGUUGCAGUGUUUACAUUCACAUUAGCUAAUUCUGGAAAGACUGCUGCAGAUGUAACUCUGCUUUUUACAUGGGCUAAUUCCGCAGGUGGGAACUCUGGAUUUACUGGGAAUCAUGCCAAUUCUAAAAUGAGAGAACGAGAUGGUGUCCGUGGCGUACUUCUACAUCACAGAACCACAAAUGGUCAAUCUCCUGUUACUUUUGCAAUAGCAGCUCAAGAGACGGAGGAUGUUCAUGUUUCAGAAUGUCCUUACUUCUCGAUAUCUGGAAACUCCGAGCCAUUCACAGCAAGGGACAUGUGGGAUGAAAUAAAGAAGAAUGGAUCCUUCGAUCACCUUGAUAUAAGAGAAAAUUCAUUGCCUUCGAAGGAAGGAUCAUCUGUUGGAGCAGCAGUUGCAGCUUCAGUGACAAUACCAUCUCAGUCUGUCCGUACAGUCACAUUCUCUCUUGCAUGGGCUUGCCCUAGGGUAAAGUUUCCAAGCAGAAAGACUUACCACAGGAGGUAUACCAAAUUCUAUGGCAUUGGUGGCGAAGCGGCGGCAAAUCUUGUGCAUGACGCUAUUUCUGAGCAUAGCCAUUGGGAAUCCCAAAUUGAAGACUGGCAACGGCCGAUUUUGCAGGAUAAGAAACUUCCACCGUGGUACCCUGUGACUCUUUUCAAUCAGCUUUACUAUCUUAAUGCUGGGGGAACAAUUUGGACAGAUGGGCUGCCUCCAAUUAACAGCUUAGCACCAUUAAGGGAAAAGAGGUUCUCCAUCGAUAUGUUUACUGCUGUUACUCAAGUAGAGAAUACCUCCUCAAAUAUCUUAAACAAAAUGUCAUCCACAAUUGCUAAUAUGUUGUCUCCUAUUGCAUCAAAUUCUGUUUUUGGUACGUCAUUGCUCCAUGAGGGAGAAGAAAAUAUUGGUCAGUUGCUCUAUGUUGAAGGUCUUGAAUAUCGAAUGUGGAACACUUGCGAUGUCCAUUUCUACUCGUCUUUUGCUCUAAUCAUGCUAUUUCCCAAACUUGAACUUAGUAUCCAAAGAGACUUUGCUGCAGCAGUAAUGAUGAAUGAUCCCGAGAAAAUGCAGAUUGUGUUUGGCCGCGAGUGGGUACCAAGGAAAGUUCUUGGUGCAGUUCCUCAUGAUGUUGGCCAAAAUGACCCGUGGUUUGAAGUAAACUCAUAUAAUCUUCAUGAUUCAAAUAGGUGGAAAGAUUUGAACCCGAAGUUUGUACUCCAAGUUUAUAGAGACGCGGUUGCCACAGGUGACAAGAAUUUUGCAAGAGCAGUUUGGCCUUCUGUGUAUGUAGCAAUGGCCUAUAUGGAUCAGUUUGACAAGGACAGAGAUGGAAUGAUAGAAAAUGAAGGUUUCCCUGAUCAAACUUAUGAUGUAUGGUCAGUUAAAGGUGUGAGUGCGUACACUGGUGGGAUUUGGGUCGCUGCUCUGCAGGCUGCUUCUGCAUUGGCACGUAUAGUUGGUGAUAGAGAUUCUGAAGAAUAUUUUUGGAAUAGGUAUCAGAAAGCAAAAAAUGUUUAUGAGAAAUUGUGGAAUGGUUCUUACUUCAAUUAUGAUAACAGUGGAGGCAGUACAAGCUCAUAUAUACAGGCUGACCAGAUGGCUGGACAAUGGUAUGCUAAAGCAUGUGGUCUCCUUCCAAUUGUUGAUGAGGAGAAAGCACGUAGUGCACUUGAAAAGGUUUAUUCCUACAAUGUCCUAAAAUACAAAGAUGGGAAGCGUGGAGCAGUAAACGGGAUGAAACCAGAUGGUACUCUGGAUUUAUCAAUAAUGCAAGCAUCUGAAGUGUGGUCUGGCUCGACAUUUGCUGUUGCAGCUGCUAUGAUUCAAGAGGGCAUGGUAGAGACAGGAUUUAAAACCGCACAAGGGGUUUAUGAAGCUGCUUGGUCUCCAGAAGGAAUAGGGUACUCUUUUCAGACACCUGAAGCAUGGAAUCCAAGGGAUGAGUACAGGUCUCUGAACUAUAUGCGUCCUCUGUCUAUAUGGGCUAUGCAAUGGGCAUUAUCACCGCCGAAGCUACACAAGGAAGAACCAAGGACCGCCGAUAUAGAGGAGAAGGAUACGCCAUUAGAAAACAUUGAGUUCUCUAAAAUAGCAGAGCUAUUGACAUUGCCAGGAGAAAAGACUGCUAGAAGUGCCCUUGGAGUCCUCUAUGAAAUUAUCUGUCAGAAGCUAAGAGGGUGACAUGGAGCUAGCUCAGUGAAAUACAAAAUUCAUUUGUUUACAUUGUUAACCUCAUGAGUUCUCGCUGAGAAAUUAAGACAUGUACACAUAUAUACAUAAUUUACAAGGACAGAUCUGAAGGCACGAAUUAUACCAAACGGCAAUUUAUUCCUCUAUAAUAAUAGGAGGAUAUAAGAUUUACUAUUCAUGCUACAGUAAAUGCUGCAGCGUAGAGGAGAUCCAAGAUUCACUAUUCAUGCUAAAAAAAUCAUUGUAUCAUUAUUAUUGUGCUAAUCAUUAUUGCUGUAGCACAUGCGAGAA
This is a messenger RNA of Asparagus officinalis (garden asparagus), 3363 nucleotides long. Its product is annotated as non-lysosomal glucosylceramidase-like. NCBI's taxonomy places the organism in Eukaryota, Viridiplantae, Streptophyta, Magnoliopsida, Asparagales, Asparagaceae. The record is from RefSeq and is a predicted model, not a curated record. Gene Ontology annotation, cellular component: membrane. Gene Ontology annotation, molecular function: glucosylceramidase activity; beta-glucosidase activity. The transcript is spliced from 20 exons. Gene Ontology annotation, biological process: carbohydrate metabolic process; glucosylceramide catabolic process. Bases 214 to 3063 code for a protein of 949 amino acids.